This is a messenger RNA of Penicillium verrucosum, 1974 nucleotides long. RefSeq lists its product as uncharacterized. NCBI's taxonomy places the organism in Eukaryota, Fungi, Ascomycota, Eurotiomycetes, Eurotiales, Aspergillaceae. Bases 1 to 1974 code for a protein of 657 amino acids. The record is from RefSeq and is a predicted model, not a curated record. The transcript has a single exon.
AUGGAAGACGCUCUCCGCCCAAGCAAAGAAGCCUUUGGGUACACACUCCGCGCGAGCUAUCAGUUAUGGUCCACACAUUUCAACACCAGCGAUAGCCUCCUUCCAUUAGAGUGCAUCGACCUCAAAUCCCUUCUCAAAGACACACCUGCAUUUCUCGCCGACGGAUUGAUUCCCUCGGACAAAGUAUUCUCAUUUGCUUGUGCUAAAGUCCGUGACAAGCUUGAGAUAAAGGGUCAGUCGAGAUGGCAGACGACCAAAGCUGGCGCGGACUGUAUUACCCCGUCUAAGGUCAUACCGUUGGGACUUCCGCUAGGUGUUGCAGAAGCCCGAAAGGUGGAACUAUCCAAGGAUGUCCCUUUGUCCAAAUGGCCUGGUGUGCGUGGUAUCUCUGGCUAUGACAAGGGUAACUACAUCGCCGUCUUGUUCUUGGCUUGGGCAUACAUUCUAUCUGCGAAAUGGGCAGAGUUGCUCGAUUGCUCCGAGAAGCACCAUUGUUCAACAAAAUACUCAUUUGAAACCUGUCAAGAACCCGAAGUAUCAGUUCAACCAGAGGUCAUAGAGGUUGAUUUGCCUCCAGGCGCAAGCGAAGCCGAAAUCGUGUGGUGGAACGCUAUACUCUCUGGAACACCUGCAUGGAAAAUAUGCGUGGAAUACGAGUCCGAGAGGUUCGUCUCGCCAUGGUCCGUUUCAUUAGGCGGAGCUAUAUCAAUGCGGGCGAAACACGGAAUCAAUCUCCAGUCGAUAACGUACAAACCCCCAUCACCAGCAACAGCCUUCCAGUAUCUCACCCGCUUCUGCGAACACCACCGCCUCUAUGCACAAUGCACAGCAGCGCUAUCAGCAUCGUUUUUCACGCGCGACUCUUUCCUCCGCAAACCACGGACUCUCCCGAUUCCAAGACCCACCAAAAACCCCGAGUACCACUAUACCCAAACAGCCCCCCAAUCAAUCUCAGCUCUAAUAUCCGAACACGAAAAGCUCCUCCCAUACUACAUGACCCUAAGCAGCGAAAUGUGGCUCACAACCUUACCGGCAUUGAAAAGCACCUUCUUCAACCCAGACAUACCAUGCAAUCUAGUCAGCGCAUGGCAGAACCCAGCCUUCGCAGUAAUAAACCCAAUCAUCAAACAAAACAACAUCCCACGUCUUCUCCAUGGUCUCUCAGCACGUCAACCACGCGUAGCCAGUCUCUGGCUCGGCGCAGCGAUUAUGGGAAGAAGUAGCACAUACCUGAAGCAAUGCGAGCAGGGGAUGACGGCACCUUCACUUGAGGCUGAGGCGUGGAUGGGAGUUACGACUACAUUUAUGACACAGCCACCUGGUACCUACGAUACCGAUGCAGAUUUUGUCCGGCGUGAGGAUGAGUGUAGGCUGCUUUUCCUUGCAACGCCCACUGACGGGAGCUAUAAUCACGGCUAUGUUACUUCCUGGCAGUGGAAGCCAUUUGGCAGUACUAAGAUCUGUGAUACGGAUAUUUCGCUUCGAGAGCAUCUGGGGUGUGGAUGCCAUGUUUUGGAAUAUGAGGGCUGGGAUUGGGAGCUUGGGGAUGGGUCGAGGGUUGAGGAUACGGGGGUAGAGGCGCGGUUUUCAUCGUUGCUUUCGAUAUCUAAUUGUGCGCCGGAGUCUGCGUCUGUGCCUGCGCCUUUUUCUAUGUGUGUGUCUGAUCCCAAACUAGGGGGUACCUGUGCGGAUCUUCCUGCUCUACCAAAGGAUUGUGAGUAUGAUCUGUACUCGGAUGAAAAAUCGGAUAAUCCUACUCGGGGAAUAUUCUGCUGGCUUCGGUCAGAUGGAUUUCCGCCGAACGAAAAGGGAAUAUUUCAGCACUCGUGGAUUGUGAUCGCAAAUGACUCGGACGAGGAGGUGGAUGAAUGUGAGUCUGAUGAUUCUACCGCUGGUGCUCGAGCUGAAAGAGUUGAGAAUUGGCUCGGUGGUGUCAAUGAUGUCGACGUAGGUAUAUACCUAGAUAGUAGGUAG